GAGGUAGACUGCGGCUUCCACGCCCUCACUUCUUUAGGCUUCAACCACGGGACGCAGUUGGGUAUGUCGGGUGAUUGCACGGCUGCCAGCACCUACGGAGCCUUGGUGGGACCCGUCACCUUAGACGUGCCAGGGCACGUGACGAUUACCAGCGCCAGCCACGGGACCUGCAUGAGCAUCAACCAUGUGAUACCCUGGACGCUCACCACGGUGCACAACUCGAAAUGCUUGGACUACGCAUUCGGCACCGACGCGAACAAUGUCUACUCGCACAACUGCCACGGCAAUGACAACCAGCAAUGGUAUAUGGUCAACGGCAACAUUUAUUCGCUGCACGACGCGAAGUGCUUGGACUACCACACCGGCACCGACAAUGUCUACAUGCACGAUUGCCACGACGGAUCCAACCAAAAAUGGUAUUUUGAUGAAGACACGAAAGCGAUCCGAAGCGAGUACGACCACAGGUGCUUGGAUGUUGCUGGAACGGAUAAUGUGUACGUUCAGACGUGCCAUUUUCAAACCAAUCAACAGUGGGAUCGACACGAAACAACCGGCAAAGCCUUUGAGCUUGCCCUACAAAUGCCAUGCAGCGGCAGUGCUGCUGAAUCCAUCACCGUGGAGCCGAUCGGCAGCCACCAGAAGUUCCGCCUGAAGAGCCAGGGCCACACGUUGGAUGGGGAGUACAAGUUCAGCAGCAACAAGAAGAUUGAGCGGGUGGAUGUGGCCAACAAGUGCAUGGAGGCAGACUACCAACUGAGCGGCGUGGAUCAAGAAACUUGUGUCGACAGUCUCGAGCAGGAGUGGGUCAUCGGUCACGGCCUGCAGGGCCUGGCAGAUGCGCCCAUCGCCUGCGUGGGCAACCAGGUGAUCAGCUACUUCGAAAAGACCAGCUCGCAGAUUCGAUACAAAUGUGUCCAUGUCUCCUCCCUGGGCAUGUGUUCACCAGGCUAUUCCGAGCAGGUGGACACCAAGUCCCUUGAGCUCGAGGAUGUGAAGUCCCUUCGCCUCAUGACGGCCACCUGCCCAGUGGGCCACGGCUUGCGCUCCUUGAUGGCAGAGGCCUCCGACAAGGGCGCCUGGAUCCGGCUCCGCUACGAGUGCUGCCAGAUCAGCCGGGUGCCAGUCACCGUGUACCCGUACCUCCUGAGCAGUGAGUUGAGGGACUUCGACACCGGCAUGGCCAAUGCAUGGGAAGGCGUCUACUGCCCGACCUCCCUGGACAGCUCUGGGCGCAUGCAGUUCUCGCAGUCCAGGAGCUUCAAGCCUGGGCAAAACCCCUCAGGUACGUUGACCUACGACAAGUUUCAAGGCCAGUGGUGUGUCACCGGCAAGACCUGCGCAGCCUCCGACAUUGUGCACCCGCUGGACAGCCCCCUGGGGGGCUCGGAGUGGCGCGUGGUGCCCGUUUCGGACUUCGACGCGCAGUUCGAGGCGAGGGGCGUGAAGCCCAGCGGGGGGAACAGGAAGAGGAAGCCCCCGCCCCUCAUCAAGUUUGGGGCCACGGACCCCGAGUACCUCCCGGAGUGCAAGGACGAGUCGCACCCCGGCACUCGGAAGUUCAAGUUGGAGAUCAUGAACAGCGAGGCUGAGAGUCUGGACGACGAGAACCCCUGCAAGUAUGUCUUUGGGAAGUCGCCUUCGGACAAGUCUCUGGAAGACGCGGAGGGCAUGACGGGCUGGAAGGAUGACCUCAAGGGCAACACCGGGGCUGGCGUAGGUGGCGUCACCUACAAGAGUGUGAAGGAGUGCGCCGACCGAGAGAUUACGCGGGAGCUGCGGAUGGCAAAUUGGGCAGAGGACCAUUUCAACAAGACCAACGGCUUGGACUUCACCAGGGACUUCCUCUCAGGGAUCGCCGACAUCUACCCUGCCGCGGAGGCUGCGCCCUUGGGGGCCGGCUUCGAGUUCCACCCCGGCGCGCUGAUUUAUUUGAUAGGGCACAUGGCCAUCAACGGUGCGGAGAUGGGCUACAACCGGCAGCUACAGAACCGGGAGAUGAAAUAUGAAGAGGUGGGCCACGACGACUGCAAUUCCAUCCAGCAUGGCUUCGCUCGAACCUUUUGCGAUCUCCACUGCAUUCGAGAUGCCGUGAGGAAGGGCAAUGAUGCCAUUCUGCGGGCGAUGGAAGAGGCUGUCGAGGUGAUUGGCAAGAACACGCAGAUUCUGUUGGAGCACUACGUCGGCGAAAGCUCCGGAAGCGGCCUACUGCAAGAAGGCAAGAAGAUCCAAGAGGGCAUUCAGCACCACGUGGCCGAGAUGGCGGCGCUGGCCUCCUCUGCCCUGGAGCCCAAGGCGUCUCUGCUGGCACAGCGCGCCUUGAGCUCCUUCACCCAGCGCUGGGGCUCCGACCAAGGUGCCAACUCCAGCGGCCUGCUGCAAGAGGUGCGGGACCUGCACAGCACCAUGGCCUUCUUGUCUCAGAGGAAGCUCUCGCAAACAGAGGAAGUGCAGCAGAGAGCGUUGGAGAUGGCAGGGCACAUGGGCAAAUUUUUGGAGGUCAAAGCCCACAUGCUGGGUGUUUAUCGCCAGCGAGCGCACGCUGGGAAGUUCAUUCAGAGGUGGCUGAGGACCAAUUUCCGGCAGGUGACGGCCUCUGAUGUUCUGUCCGAGAUGGAGGAACAGGCUGCCGAGCACGCGAUGGAGGAGUUUGACACCAUGUGGUGGGAAAUCCGUCAGGAGCUCGACACCUACCUGCAGGCUUCGCAAGACUACGUGGAUGCAACCAAUAGCGCAGUGCAAAUGCUUCACAGCUACACCUCAGAAUGCCAAGCAGGCUUCUCCGCGCUCAAGCAAUCCUAUGCGCUGUCAGCUCGUGCGGAGAAGAAGGCCCAUGAAGCGCUCAAGAAGACAUGGUCAACAGUUUCUGUGCGAAUGGGCGCAAUGGCAUCAAAGGUGAUGGACGGCGGUUUGUUGGAACGCCUGGCAACGCACGACAUUCAACAUAUCGAUGUUGGGUCCUUGAUGGCUUCACACCACCAGCCUUGUUCCUCAGAUGCCCUUAGCGUGGUCGAGACAGCCGUCAAGGUUGCCAUGAAGAAGGGAGUCUUCGGGCAAACCUACUGGCAGCUCAAGGAGCUGCUUGAGGAGAUGGCUAUGCUUCAGCAGCGGUUUGCCGUUCAUGGCCAAAACGCCCCCGACGCGAGCACCUUAACCGAAGCCGCUGCGCGGUUCACACAGGCGACGAAACAGACCACGUCGGCAAGGGAGCGCUUGGCGCGAAAGAUGCUGGCACAUUGGCAGCAAGGCGCAUGUUAGUCGAGUUGUGGCUAAUGCCUGGCUCUGAAGUUUUAGAGGAAACCACAAUAUUGGUUCGCGGACAAAUCUUAUGUAGAUCAUGUCCGCC
Effrenium voratum is the source of this 3343-nucleotide messenger RNA. NCBI's taxonomy places the organism in Eukaryota, Dinophyceae, Suessiales, Symbiodiniaceae. The record is from the annotation of a GenBank genome assembly.